Tarenaya hassleriana is the source of this 1840-nucleotide messenger RNA. Its product is annotated as UDP-glucuronate 4-epimerase 5. NCBI's taxonomy places the organism in Eukaryota, Viridiplantae, Streptophyta, Magnoliopsida, Brassicales, Cleomaceae. The coding region runs from base 248 to 1561 and encodes 437 amino acids. The record is from RefSeq and is a predicted model, not a curated record. The transcript has a single exon.
AAUAAGGAAGAAGAUCACAGAAGAGGAAAUCCACUAAGUAUUCUUACAACUGUCAAACAAAUCGUUCAUGGAUUUUUCCUUGUAAACAAACAGUAUUCGUCUUCUUCUUUCCCCGGAACUCCUCUUUCCCGGAAAUCCCUCACUUGAUUCCCAUAUUUUCCUCCUCAGUGGAAUCAAACCCUAACCCUAAUCGCCAUUCUCUCCGAUCGUUUCUGGGUCAGUCUCCGAUUUCGAAUCCGCCGGCGAAAUGUCCCACCUUGAUGCCCUCCCGUCGACUCCGGGCAAGUACAAGACCGAAAAAGCUCCUCCGUACGGCGUCUUCAGCCAACAACGCUUCCUCCGCCUCUCGAAACUCACGCUCUGGUCGUCUCUCUUCCUCGUGCUCUUCCUCUUCUACCUUGUUCUUUCGCCGCCGCCGUCUUCCUCCAGCCGGAAUCUCAACAAAUCCUCUUCCUCUGUGUCCCCCGCUACUUACGGCGGCUCCCAGUGGGAGAAGCAAGUCCGGAAAUCGGCGCGGCCGCGAUCACGCGGCGGUCUUACGGUUCUGGUCACCGGCGCCGCCGGAUUCGUCGGUACCCACGUGUCGAUUGCGCUCCACCGACGCGGCGAUGGCGUUUUAGGGCUCGACAACUUCAACCACUACUACGAUCCGAAGCUGAAACGCGCGCGGCAGGGGUUGCUGGAGCGGACCGGUGUGUUCGUCGUUGACGGCGACAUAAACGACGCUGUUUUGCUCCGGAAGCUCUUCGACGUCGUCCUCUUCACGCACGUAAUGCACUUGGCGGCUCAGGCCGGCGUGCGUUACGCGAUGCAGAACCCAGGUUCAUACGUCAAUAGCAACAUCGCCGGUCUCGUGAACCUUCUAGAAGUUUCGAAAUCGGCGAAUCCGCAGCCGGCGAUAGUCUGGGCAUCGUCUAGCUCCGUCUACGGCCUCAAUUCCAAAGUGCCCUUCUCGGAGAAAGACCGUACGGACCGGCCUGCGAGCUUGUACGCGGCGACGAAGAAGGCAGGUGAGGGAAUUGCCCAUACAUAUAACCAUAUCUAUGGAUUAUCGAUCACUGGGUUGAGGUUCUUCACUGUUUAUGGACCUUGGGGUAGACCAGACAUGGCGUAUUUCUUUUUCACCAAGGAUAUUCUCAAGGGCAAAACCAUUAACGUGUUUGAAUCGCCUGAUAAGGGUAGCGUAGCUAGGGAUUUCACCUACAUUGAUGAUAUUGUGAAGGGUUGUUUAGCUGCAUUAGAUACUGCACAGAAGAGUACAGGGGGUGGAGGCAAGAAGAAAGGUCCUGCCCAGUUUAGAAUCUACAAUUUGGGGAAUACCUCUCCGGUUCCUGUAACAAGGCUUGUGUCAAUUCUUGAGAAGCUCCUGAAAGUGAAAGCUAAGAAAAAGAUCACGCCUUUGCCGAGGAAUGGGGACGUUGAGUUCACUCACGCUAACAUCAGUUUGGCGCAGGCCGAGCUCGGGUAUAAACCCACGACCGAUCUCGAGACAGGCCUGAAGAAGUUUGUCAAAUGGUACUUGAAUUUCUACACCGGCUCAAAGAAGAAGAGUUCUUGGUGAGAUUCUGAAUCAGUGGAAGAGAUGUUUCUGGGUCUUAGUUAUGGUUCUGCUUCCCUUUCCUAAAAGGUUGUCUCAACAGAAGCUAUCAGACAUAUCUUCAUUGUUUUUGCAUUGGCACACUUUGCUUCAUUUUUUUUCUCAUGGGUUGGUAGAUUUUGAGCAUUGUACAGCUUUAUGAACGUGGGAAGACAUCGGUGUUUCAAUUGUUUGAACCCAGUCUUGUCGUUUUAGACCCAUCUCCAAUGAAUAAAUUAGCCAACUUUGCUGCAGUGCAGAUCA